GAAGAAGAGACAGAAAAUAGAGAUGAAAAGGAGAGAAGGAUUACGAAGAGAGAAAUAAAAAGGAAGAAAUAAGAGAAAGGAAAAGAAAAGGAGUGACCAUAAGAAGUAAAGGUAAAAAAAAGAAAAAAAAAACUAAUUAAAAGACGGGAGAUGAAGGAGAAAAAGGAGAGAAGGAAGAGAUGAGACAUAAGAAGGAAAGCAAAAUACUUGAUGAAAAAUAGAAGAAGAAAAAAAUAUAUGACAAAAACAACAUGAUAAGAAACACAACAUUCAAGACAUGAGAAAGAGGAAGGAAAAAAAAAACAAUGAAUGAAUGAAGAAUUACAAAGAAUCACUUGACUUGAGACGACGCAAAAUAAACGGAAAACGCGCUGAACUUCCUCCCAUCCCCAGUAUGCAUCGAGUAGUGCUGGAGGGUGGAUGUGCGCGCGUCCCUCUUGCGGUGAGAUAAGGCGGGAAUACCAACUGACUCUGUUCCUUUGAUAACCUUACACUCCCUUAUACCAACGCCCUCAUAGCCUCUGGAGGAUUGAAUAGAGUGCGCAGGGAGGAUUUAGUGCAAGGAUUAAAAGGAUAUUGUGAGUAAAUUCGAUUAUUUUUGCUGUUUUCGCUGAAGUGUUUGGUGUUGUGGCUUGAGGAUCACGAGGGAACGUAAAGGAGGGGCAAGGAUCACCUACCACCACCACCACCACCACGAAGGUACAAUACAGGAGUGGCAACAUGGCGGCGUGACGUCAGGAGACACCCUCAUCUGCACCUUACCUCCAUCCCUCCGCGGCGGGGAAGUGAUGGAGGGAAAUACCUCUCAUACCAGAGGAGGAGGAGGAGGAGGAGGAGGAGGAGGAGGAGGAGGAAGAGGAAGAGGAGUAAUAAAGAGAAGAGGAAAAUGCAAGACAGUAAAUAUUGAAACUGUUUGUGUAGUUCCGUCUAUCACCACUCACCACCACCACCACCACCACCACAGCCCUUCCACCACGCCCUCAGACACGCGCCUGAGGGAGUGCAGGGGCGUGGGGGGGCGUGGGAUGGGCGUGAGGUGUGAGAAGGAUAGGACUGAGCAGAGAGGAGGCAGGAUGCUGUGGGGACCUGUUAACCUGCUGCUGAAGACCUCCUGCUGCCUCCUGCUGUGGCUGGCGACUGCUGUGUCCGCGCAGGACUCGCGGUGUUACCUGAGUCAGGGCGGGUCCGUGGACAACUUCUUCGUGAGGGAGAGUUUACCUGUGGGCAGCCUCAUAGGCACGCUGAGGCUGGAGGGGGAUGCCAGUCAGGACGGCGACAUAUACCUCAGGCUCAAGGAGAAGGACACGUCGGUCAGCAUCUCCCCGAACUCCAAGAAUCUUACACUCACGAGGAAGCUUGAUAAGGAGGGGAAGGAAGGAGAGUCGCAGGUCACUGUCAACGUUAUUUGUGAUCGACGCGGCACCACUGACCCUAGCAUCACCAUCCCCGUCAACAUUCGCGUGACUGAUGACAAUGAUAACGCCCCAGUAUUCGUAAACAGUCCCUACUACGUGAAUGUGUCUGAGGUGACUGUGGUUGGGACUGUCAUCAUGGGAGAUAUACUUGCGGAGGACGAAGAUCAGCAAGGCCCAUUCUCCACUGUCCAGUACUCCAUUCAGCCCGGCCCGUACUCAGACAUGUUUCGCUUCGAGUCACCUCUCAGCGGUAACCUGGUCCUGGAGAAGCCACUGGACUACGAGAGUCUGGCGCUCUUCAACAUCACCAUCGUGGCUCAGGACCAGGCAGCCUCGCCCCAAAGCAGCACGGCCGUCCUCACGGUGCAGGUGCAGGAUGCUGACGACCAGAACCCAGCCUUCACCCGCGAUCACUACAUGGCCAUCCUGCCGGAGAACCCCGUCAAGGGCACUCAUGUGAACAUCCAGCCUGAAAGAGUGAGAGCAGUGGACAGGGACGAAGGCAUCAUGGCUCCCGUUUUCUAUUCCUUCAGUCGAGAAGAGGAGGAGUCAGUGUGGUUUAAUAUUGACCCUGAGAGUGGUCAGGUCAGCAUGGCUCAGGACCUGCCUCCCGACAAGCUCUCCCAGCCUGUCACUCUGGUGGUCAGGGCCACUCAGGAGGACAACCCAGACAGGUACGCCCUCACCACCAUGACUCUGUCCCGCCGCGGCUACUACUCCACUCAGCUGCAGUUCAUCCAGAGGGAGUAUGUGGCCACGGUGCUUGAGAACGUACCCAAGCACAGUGUUAUUGCCCCAACGCUCAUAAAUAAGAAUAUCAAUGAGGACAUCCACUUCAGCCUGGAGAGGAACGGUGACGGCGUGUUCCGCAUCUCACCCUCAGGACAAAUCAUUCUGGACCACGAGCUUGACUUUGAGAGGAAACAGGAGUACACUCUUGAAGUUUACGUCACCGAUGGAAACUUUAAUGACACAGCAACACUGAAGGUGAAGGUUCUCAACAUCAAUGACUGGGACCCUCGCUUCCGUUACCCUGAGUAUGAGUUCUUCGUGAGCUCAUCCACAUUGAGGCCGGGCGAUGCGGUGGGCACGGUGGAGGUGGCUGACGGGGACCUGGGGGACGUCAUCACUCUCAGCGUCAUGGGCCAGGACUCGCAGAUGUUUGCUAUUGACAACAAUGGAGACCUGAGGAUCCGUGACCUGACUUCCCUUAAUUCCACUGAGGCACACAUUGUGGUGAUGGCCAAGGAUUCUGGCGUGCCUCCCAGGAUGGCAUCAGCACCAGUCACUGUGAACUUCCCUGCUGGUGUGGUGAAGCUGUCCCCACUUGGCACCAGCUCCAGCUUCCUCCUGGUGGUGAUAUUUGGCAGUCUCCUCCUCAUCUUCAUCCUCGUCGUCAUCUGCCUUGCCAUCUACAUCCAUAAAAACAAGAAGUAUCGUGAUGACAACAAUGCAGCAAUGCCCACCAAGAUGAGCCAGAUAGUGACCAAUGGAAAUCUGCCCCACACCAAACUGGACCCCCUCUCCCCCCUCAAUCACCAGAUGCAGGGCAAUGGCCAGCAGAUGACUCCCUUGGGCAGUCCCACCUCCCCCACAGGUCUGGCAGGGGUGGAGUUGCCUGCACCCGACAACAACAACGUCCACACCACAAACAACAACAACUACAACAGUGGCACGGGACGAACAAACACAAUUUCAGUGCAAUCUGGGCAAUCGUCGCCUCGAGAUCACGGCUACCUCAGGAACCCCCUCAGCAACGGAUCCCUGCCAGCACCUUCCUCUGCCUCCAGCAGCCGCGUUCCCCCGGGCAGUAGUGACGGUGCCUCCCUCAAUGGUACUGGGAGGUCGUCUUCCACCACAGCAUCAACAGCCUCUGUGGGCGGCACCCCAGAGCACACCCCUCACUCCGCUAGGUCUCACUUCAGCGAGGGUGUGAGGAGCCAGCUGGAGAUGCGGGGUGGCAGCGGCAGGAGCUUAGGGUCACUUGCAGGAAGUGGUGGAUCCCUUAAAAAUGGGUCUCCAGUGGGAUCAGCACGGGCAUUAGGUGGGCUGCCCUCCAGAAAUCGUGUCAGUCCUGCUCCCAUGCCCCCAACCCCUGCCAACACCCCCUACCCUGAUCCUCCCUCCUCCCCUGAGAUCCACAGCUCCACUUUGGGAGGUCCCAUGGGCAGCAAAGUGUUGUGGCCGAGUGGGUCAAUUCCCAAGCGAGUCAAGAAGUUGUCGUGGGAGGACGAACUAAGUACUAAGACGGAGCUGGACCCAGAAGUGAGUGUGACUCCGAUGCCUCACUCUGCCUCCUCCUCCCACACUCCUAAACUCACCGUCUACUUCUAAGUGUGUGUGCGUGCGUGUGUGUGUGUGUGUGUGUGUGUGUGUGUGUGUGUGUGUGUGUGUGUGUGUGUGUGUGUGUGUGUAUGCAGUAAUUAAUCUAUAGUAAAAAUUGUAUAAAGAAAAAGAAAAGAUUGAGUGUACAUUUACAUUUGAUCUUUUGAGGAUUCCGUCCAAAGCAUCUUUUAUACCUCCUAUGAAAGUGGCCAAGAAAAGCUUAUUAUUGUCUCAGUAUAUAUAAAUGUAAUUCUUUUGUCAAUAUUUCUAGUGUUAUACAUUUGGCAAAUAUUGUAUCAGUAAUUGCAUAGCACAUGAGUACUGCUUCAGCUACAGGAUGUUGAGCAUUCAGAAAAUCUUAUAUAGUGUGAAAAAUAUCUCAAAGGAAUUGGCCAUUUAAAAAAAGGGUCAUAUUUUCAUUAAGAUAUAAGAAUGACUUUAUGUAUUUAUAUGCUCACAAUUUCACACAAAAAAUGUUUAAGAGAGAAAAGAAGAAUUAUUGAGUGUGAAGAUACAUAUUAGUGUGCAGAUCUCAGAAGCCAGCCGUGGUGUUCCUCUGUGUGUGACGUCUGAGAGCAGCAGUGUCUGUCCCCUGCUGAUGACACCCCAGCACAGUGACAUUCUCUCCCUGGAUGACGUCCACAAACAGAAGUGAUGAAGAUCUCUUAACCAAGGAGCUCUAAUUUGAGAUGAUGCUUUAUUUUUUUUAUUACCAUGGUUCUUCCCAAGUAUGCCUUGCCUAUGAGACUUUAUGAAGGCUUUCAGUACAUGCACACAGACUUGGGUAUUGUUACUUGAUGCCUGCUGUAAUUAUGGUAGUGGCAAACUCCCUUUAGUAGUGAUGAAAUGCUGCUUGAAAAAGGAAAAGACUCAGCCGACUUGAUGUGGGUGUGCUCGUGGCAGAGUGACUGCCUGCCAUCCCACUUCGUCGAAAUGUGUGCUUGCGUAAAAAUUAGCCUUGCGUUUCUUGCUGCAGAGACAUUUCUGUCCACAUAAUGACAGUGUUGCUGCAAGUGUGUGUUUGCACGUGUUUAGAAGUGACAUAUCUCAUAUCUACUACUUGUGAUAUAUUUACUGAGGAGGAAGGAAGUAUACAGUGUGGUGAUAUAACUUUCCACUUUAUAUGUACUUUUGGGACACUGUGAACUCUGUGUGGUGAAUGUGGUAAAAAAAAAAUGUGGUCAGAUGCAGGUGUUUCAGUCACUAGCUAUACUUGAGUACACCAAAACAUAACCUAUAUUCCUAAGCCAUUGCACUCCUGCCUAGUAGCAGAGUUAAGGUUCCUGCUGAUUGAUACAUUAAGCAGAGAGGAGGCAGCUCAGAGACACCAGUUGACAUUUGGAUAGGACAAAAUUCACAUACCAGAUCACAAAAUGAUCACAAAGUUGUUUAUAUUUAGUUACUGAUGUGUCCUUGGUGUGUGUGUGUGUGUGUGUGUGUGUGUGUGUGUGUGUGUGUGUGUGUGUGUGUGUGUGUGUGUGUGUGUGUGUGUGUGUGUGUGUGAUCACCCCCAGCUGGGAACCCUAACACUCCACCUUCUGUUAGCAUAGCAGCUCAUCUGCCAAAGAUUAGCCUGCUUGACAGCAUGUGUGUGUGUUUCAUGUUUGUAUUUGUGGCCUUCCUCUCAGUGUGUGUGUGUGUGUGUGUGUGUGUUUUAGCAUUGACAUCAUAUUCAACAAAAUUAUAGACCUUGUGACAUCAAUACUUUGAGCAAGUGUACCUUUUUGUAUAGAUCUAUUUGUAUUUUUACAGAACUGAGUCAAUCUUCAAUUUUCCAUCUUUUAAUGAUGUGUUAGUGUGUUAUGAUCUAUUCAGUAAUGUUUUCCUCGUGUUGUAAGUGAUAUCCCUUCUUUCUGUAAGUGUAUUUGUAUGUCCCAUCCUGGAAAUAAACAGGUUAUUUGUAAGUGUACAUCUGAAAUUCUGUACAUGUUUGUGUAUAUCCCAUUCUGUAAGUACUUGUGUGUGACGGUAUGUUUCUCCAGUUUGUAUGUGCUCUUUGAAAUGUGUGAGUGAGGGAAGGCCUUCGCUGUAUGUAUGAUUGCACUCUGGUACAGUCAGUGUUACCAGUUGAGUAACAUACCACACCCACUUCUCCUGUGUAUGGUAUUUUUCCUCAAUCUUAGCUCCCUAAUCAGUAAAGAAUCUCAUUUGUCACAUUUUCUAAGAUUGUCAGCAGAAUGACUCAAGAUUUAGGGACAAAGCAAAGAAAACACAGUAAAGGUGAGGGCAGAAGGUUACUCAUCUUGUGACUACACCUGUAUUUGUGAUACCUUAAUUACUGUUUAAUUCACCAACUGGCCUCUCCUGAUGUGUCCUUCUCAGACCAACUUGUGCUUCCGUCUUGAGACCAAAAUCAGGAUUGUUACUUCAAAGUCAAGAGUGAAACACAUCCAUAGUGUGUGUGUGUGUGUGUGUGUGUGGUGUGUGUGUGUGUGUGUGUGUGUCAUUAGUUCAUGUAAGCUGUUCGUGAUUAGUGCAUACAGUCUAUUUUUGUAAAUACAUGAUCCAUGUGAUGAAAAAAGCAUUGUAUAAUUGUAUUUAUUAUUAUCAUUAUUAUCAUAUCUUGUAGAAAGGAUUUGUGUCAUUAUAGUUUUGUAGCUAUAAAAGACAA
Messenger RNA from Scylla paramamosain (green mud crab), 6351 nucleotides. RefSeq names its product protocadherin Fat 3-like (gene Cad96Cb). Gene Ontology annotation, biological process: homophilic cell-cell adhesion. The record is from RefSeq and is a predicted model, not a curated record. Bases 789 to 3749 code for a protein of 986 amino acids. Lineage: Eukaryota; Metazoa; Arthropoda; Malacostraca; Decapoda; Portunidae. Gene Ontology annotation, molecular function: calcium ion binding. The transcript is spliced from 22 exons. Gene Ontology annotation, cellular component: plasma membrane.